Messenger RNA from Ostertagia ostertagi, 744 nucleotides. Lineage: Eukaryota; Metazoa; Nematoda; Chromadorea; Rhabditida; Trichostrongylidae. The record is from the annotation of a GenBank genome assembly.
CAGGGUAAUGCCGAAUUGCCUUCACCAUGCGUGAUUGCUGUGCUAGUGUGUGUCUCAACACGAUUUGUCCAGAUUUUCGGUUCAGCAACGAUCGCAACCCUCGGAUCGGCGUUUUCUAUGCUGAUGUUCUCGUUCAACAAGGAAGAAGCUGUGAUAGCGAGCGCCGCAUCACAUCUUGGCGCAGGAGUGAUCGGCGUCGCCCUCUAUUUUGUGUUCAUUUUCUACGACCUCACAAAAUGUAUACGUCCACGACGAGCGACUAUUCUCGUGAUGAUUUCUUAUGCUUGUCUGUUUUUGUUCACUCUACCCUGGCCGUUCCUACCAAGCAAAGUUGAAAUAUCAAUUAACGGUUCCGAUGCGGGUUGUUUCAGUGAUCGGUUUAGUUGGUGUGAUGACCUCACCCAAGUUUCUCCUGUUGUGUACUACACAAUGUUCGUUUUCGUGUUUGGAUUUGGAGUGUCCAUCAUGAAUAUAGCCAUCACUACCCUGUAUUCCGAAGUGAUAGGGCCACGGCGACAGGGUACUCUUCAAGGACUCUUUCAAAUGUCAGGAUCAAUUGGCAGAAUGUUAGCGCCUCUUAUCACAAGUUUUCUCUAUACGGCGUUUGGACCGCAAGUGCCAUGGCUGACAGAUAUAGCGUUGAUUUCCGUGAUAAUUGUUUCAUGGAUAUUGUUCCGCAAGAAGAUGGUUCCUCUUGAGAGCAGAAUCGUUCCAAACAAAUCCUCCUCAAAGGAGGAAGGUUGA